UCCUUCUAGGGUCAACUAGCAAGCGCGAUCCGACCGCACCUCAGCCGAGAAGGGCCUGCUCUUCGUGCUAGGUUCAAUCGCGUCCAACACUACCGACAAUGGACUCGUACACGUCUUUCCGGGAGGCCCCAGCUCGAUCGCCAGUUGAGAGAAGCUGGAGUCGCGAUGAUUCCCGAACCAGAGAGGACCGAACCGAUCCUUUCUACCGCGGGAGAUCUCCUGGUCACGAACGCCGUGAACGUCGACGAUCCCGUUCCCCAGCAGCCGUCGAUCGUUACGAGCCUAGAUCCCGUCGAGAUGAUCGAGACCGAGAUGACCGACGUCGCAUUGGUUCGCCUCCUGCGAACAUCGACCGAUAUGUCCCGGGCCAAGAAGCCAGCGCCUCCGCUGCGGGCGGCAUGACUGCAAAUCCUCUUGCCGAUCCUGUCAAGCUCCCCUACCAAGUUGGCUUCUCCUACUUCGGAGAAUGGUGGAGAAUGAAUGAGAAGAUCAAGGAAGAUAAGGAGAGGGCCCGCACCGGCCGUCGGCGCGAGCCAGAAAGAGUCCGCGGCCCCCGAGAAGCACAAGAGGAACGCGAAAAAGAAAAGGUCAAGAUCCAGGCUGCCUACGAUACGUACAAGGAGGAACUACAGGCCAAGAUGGCACGCACCUUUGUAUCCGAACACAAGAAGGAACAAUGGUUCAAGGAAAGAUACGUGCCAGAGAUUCGUGACGACUUCCGAGGAAAGCUCAACGAAUCCCGGCGAGGAGCCUACACUCAGUGGGAGCAAGAUCUGGAGUCUGGAACGUUUGACGAAUUUUCUCUCGAGGGACUCCCCAAGAGCGAGAGCAAUGGCGCUGGUGGUGUUGUGGAGAAGGAGGAAGGUGAGGCAACUGCUACAAAUGAAAUUCUCGGAGUCGGCGACCUUGUUCCAGGCAAUGGUGCGGACAUCCGGGAUGAGAACCAGUUCCAACCGACUCUUCUCAUCAAGACAAUCGCGCCCCACGUCAGCCGCCAGAAUCUCGAGGCAUUCUGCAAGGAACACCUUGGUGAGGAGGAGGGUGGCUUCAAGUGGCUUUCCCUGUCCGACCCCAACCCCAGCAAGCGGUACCAUCGCAUUGGAUGGGUGAUGCUGCAUCCUUCCUCAGAGACCGCCAUCCCUAUUGAUCGUGUCGAUCCCAAGGACGAAGAUGGCGAUGAGCCGAUAUUGUCGCCUCAGCCGGUCUCCACUGCUGACAAGGCCCUCGAUGCCAUCAAUGGUAAGACCGUAAAGGAUGAGGUCCGUGGUGACUUUGUCUGCCAUGUGGGAGUCCACAACCCCCCUGUUCAUCCUCGAAAGAAGGCGCUCUGGGAUCUCUUUUCUGCGCCUGAGCGCAUUGACAAGGAUCUCCUGCUGGUCCAGCGUAUUGUCAACAAGUUUGAAGAGGACUUUGGCUCGGAUUUCCAGGCGACCUUGAAGAUCGAAGAGAAGGUUGAAGAUCUGAAGAAUGCCGGCCAUCUUCAACCUGCCGUGGCCCCGACCCCUCAAAAGAAGGUCAAGAAGACCCGAGAGGUUGGCAUGGAUGAAGCCAUGGAUGAGGAGGAGGAUGGCAUCAUCGACAUCGAGGAGGAAGAGGAGGAAGAGGGAGCCGUUGAUGACGAGGAGGAGAUCGAUGAUGAGGAACUCCUUGUCAAGAAGAAGACACUCGAUCUCUUGAUCGAAUACCUUCGCCGUGUCUUCAACUUUUGCUUCUUCUGUGUCUUCGAAAGCGACUCUAUCCACGAGUUGACCCGAAAGUGCCCCGGUGGUCAUCUCCGUCGGCCUCGCACCACACUCUCGUCCUCGGCUAGAGCAGUUGCCAGGGCGAGUGCAAAUGGAGAGCCCUUCCCAGGCAAGAAACGCAGCGAGGCCGCUGAAGAAGCCGAGGGUGAUGGCAUUGAUGGGGAUAAGAAGUUCCGCAACACGUCUAACAAGACUGAGCAGCAACUUCUUCGGGCUUACAACUGGGUCAAGACCUUUGAGGACAAACUGACACAAAUCCUGGAACCACAGUCGGUGGAUAUUCGCAAACUGGGUGGUCGUUCAGCUGAUGAGGCAGUUGAGGAGGAGCUCUUUAAGCAUGUGAAACAGGAGGACGAGCACAAGUGGAGGUGCAAAGCCCCAGAAUGCUCAAAGCUGUUCAAGGAGGAACACUUCUGGAAGAAGCACGUUGAGAAGCGUCAUGCCGACUGGCUUGAUAGCAUGAAGCAGGAAUUCGAGCUCAUCAACGCCUAUGUUAUGGACCCUGCCCACAUCGCUCCCUCCAGGACCGACGCCAACUCGAACGGCCACUUCCCGCCCGCAAAUGGCCAGGCGACCACUGGAACUCCUCGUGGCUUUAACCUGCAGAACUUUUCCAUGAACGGCAUGAUGGGAAUGCCAGGGUUCCCAAUGGCUCCAGGCAACUUCCCCCCCAUGUUUGCUGGCAUGCAGGCUGGUGGAUGGAACCCAAUGGGUGAUGACCGCUCUGGAGGCCCGAUUCGACGAGGAGGCAUGUCUGGCGGUGGUAGAGGUGGCCAGUAUCGCUCUGGGCCCUACGAUCGCCGUGGCGGCAAUCGAUGGGAUGGAGGUGGUGGUCGAAACCGCGUGGGAGGCUCUCGUUGGGGAGAUGGUGCGGGAGGUGCAGCGGGAGGGCCUCGUGAAGCCGUUCAGGGUCGCAGUCUCAAGAGCUACGAAGAUCUGGAUCAAGUUUCAGGCGGCGGCGGUGGAGAGCUCAACUACUAGAUUGGUUUUGGAGAUCUGAGGAGCAAGGCGCCGAAGGGGGAAAAUCCUCAAUGCGUUGACUUGUACUUUUCCACGCCGCGGCGAGUGGGUUCCAGGGCCACCCGGCAUUUCGGGUUUGUCGAAGAGGUUGCCAAGAGGGUAGGGAGGCGCCUGGAAGCCCGUGUAGAACAUCUCGUAAUUGCUUUUAGCAUUUUGGUUUGCAAAAUCUAUUUUGGGGGAAUCGCAAGCUACAUUCAAAGGAGAUCUCGUAUUUUGCUAUUCUUUAGUCAAAAAUUCAGACAGCUAUCAUUGCUCAGAA
This is a messenger RNA of Ilyonectria robusta, 3021 nucleotides long. RefSeq lists its product as uncharacterized. Gene Ontology annotation, cellular component: nuclear body. The transcript is spliced from 3 exons. The record is from RefSeq and is a predicted model, not a curated record. Gene Ontology annotation, biological process: mRNA processing; primary miRNA processing. Lineage: Eukaryota; Fungi; Ascomycota; Sordariomycetes; Hypocreales; Nectriaceae. The coding region runs from base 99 to 2723 and encodes 874 amino acids.